GCCUUGGAGCGCCCACAGCAGGGCCCUGUUUUCUGGAGACACCGGAAAGAGCCGGGCCUCUUUCUGGACUCGGCGCCGCCAUGGCUCGUGGUCCCAAGAAGCAUCUGAAGCGCGUGGCCGCUCCAAAGCACUGGAUGCUGGACAAACUCACUGGCGUGUUCGCUCCUCGUCCAUCCACGGGUCCCCACAAACUGAGAGAAUGUCUCCCCCUGAUCAUUUUUUUAAGAAAUAGACUUAAGUAUGCUCUGACAGGAGAUGAAGUUAAAAAAAUUUGCAUGCAGCGGUUCAUUAAGAUUGAUGGCAAGGUGCGAACUGAUAUAACCUACCCUGCUGGCUUUAUGGAUGUCAUCAGCAUUGACAAGACCGGAGAGAAUUUCCGCCUGAUCUAUGACACCAAGGGUCGCUUUGCUGUUCAUCGCAUUACACCUGAGGAGGCAAAGUACAAGCUGUGCAAAGUAAGAAAGAUCUUUGUGGGCACAAAAGGAAUCCCUCACCUGGUGACUCAUGAUGCUCGAACCAUCCGCUAUCCUGAUCCCCUCAUCAAGGUGAAUGACACCAUUCAGAUUGAUUUGGAGACUGGAAAGAUUACUGAUUUCAUCAAGUUUGACACUGGUAACGUUUGUAUGGUGACCGGAGGUGCUAACCUGGGAAGAAUUGGUGUGAUCACCAAUAGAGAGAGGCAUCCUGGCUCGUUUGAUGUGGUUCAUGUGAAAGAUGCCAAUGGCAAUAGCUUUGCCACCCGGCUUUCCAACAUUUUUGUUAUUGGAAAAGGCAAUAAACCAUGGAUUUCUCUUCCCCGAGGGAAAGGUAUCCGUCUCACCAUUGCUGAAGAGAGAGAUAAGAGACUGGCUGCCAAACAGAGCAGUGGGUGAAAUGAUCUGGGUGAUGGAAAUGGAGAGAUCUCUAAAGGAAUAAAUACAGCAUAAUUAA
Molecule: messenger RNA, 930 nt
Organism: Echinops telfairi (small Madagascar hedgehog)
Lineage: Eukaryota; Metazoa; Chordata; Mammalia; Afrosoricida; Tenrecidae
Gene: RPS4X
Product: ribosomal protein S4 X-linked
Exons: 7
Coding region: 81-872 (263 amino acids)
Biological process (GO): translation
Cellular component (GO): cytosolic small ribosomal subunit; ribosome
Molecular function (GO): structural constituent of ribosome; RNA binding
Source: RefSeq, a predicted model, not a curated record